ACAGGAAAAAAAUUAAACCCUAAAAUCACUCUCUUCAGUUUUCCCAGUGUCAAAGAAGAAUCCAAAAGGACCAAAACCCUCAACCCACCCAUUUUCUUUCAAAAACCCUCUCUCUCUCUCUCUCUCUCUCUCUGUGUUCUACUCUGAAAGUAGCUGAGGAAUAAAACAAAAAGGGUGUGUGUGGGAAAUGCUCAGAAGGUAUGCAGAAGCUCUCGUUGCCAUUCAAGAACCCUAGCAAGAACAACUUGUUGUCUCUUCCUUUCAAAAACCCCGCCACCAAAACCCUGCGCUUCAAAACUCCAAGGAACCUUCUUCUGCACCCAAUGCCAACCCCACCAGCCACACACACUUUGCCCAACCCCACUUCCUCCUCUGCCCUCACCGCCUCUCUCUCCACCACCAAGUCUUUCACCACGGCCACCGCUGCCAUCUCCUCUCGCUUCUUCGCCGCCGCAAAGCCCAGAAAUUGCUGCGUCAUAUGCCGGUGCGCAAUCGACAACAGACCGCCCUUCCGGGCCUGGGCUGUGUUCAAGGACGGGCGUGGUGGGUCCCGUGGGGCGUGGACCCAAGCUGGCGCUGAUGGGUCGGAGGGUACGAUGGGUUCCGAGAAGGUCUCGGAGAGCGGCGACGGCGAGGAAGGCGAGAAGGGGUCGGAGGAGAAGCCAUUGAGGUUGAGUGGUGGUGGUGGUAGUAGUACUGGUAGGAGGCAGAGGGGUUCGCCGGCAUUGAAUGUUGGGAAUCCGGACUUGUUGACUAUUCCGGGGGUGGGGCCGAGGAAUUUGAGGAAGCUGGUGGAGAAGGGGAUUGGGGGACUUGCUGAGCUCAAGCAGUUGUACAAGGAUAAGUUCUUUGGCAAAUCUAGUCAGAAUAUGGUUGAGUACUUACAGAGUUCUGUGGGAAUCAUACACAGAAAUC
Molecule: messenger RNA, 915 nt
Organism: Corylus avellana
Lineage: Eukaryota; Viridiplantae; Streptophyta; Magnoliopsida; Fagales; Betulaceae
Source: RefSeq, a predicted model, not a curated record